GUAAAGUAAACGUCAAAUAUUUUAUGUGAGGUUAUGUAUAAUAAAAUAUAAAUAAGCUUUUUUGAAUAAUUUUUAAUGUUAAACUGAAUGGAUUAUAAAAUGGAUAAUAAUAAGUUAAAAGCGAUCAAUCAACUUAAAUAUGACCUGAACAGUACUAAUUCAGAUUCUGAUUAUGAUGAUGAUUCCCAUGAAAAUUCAUCUUCAGCGAUGGAGGAAACAAAAUAUUCAACGAAAACUAAUUUUGAAAGUUUUUAUGACGAUCCGAAUAUAAUUAAGGAAGAAUAUAUGGUGACGGAUAUAAUACUUCCGGAAAUAGGGCAAAGUAGUAAUUUAAUAAUGAAGGAACGAAAAAAGGAAAAAACUAAGAAAGAAAUUGAAGAAGAGGAGAGGGAAAAAAUGCAAGUUUUAGUUUCAAAUUUUACUGAAGAACAAUUAGAUCGAUAUGAAAUGUAUCGACGAGCAGCUUUUCCAAAAGCUGCAAUAAAACGAUUAAUGCAAACAAUUACAGGGUGUUCGGUAUCACAAAAUGUGGUCAUUGCAAUGGCGGGAAUUGCUAAAGUAUUUGUGGGAGAAAUUGUUGAAGAAUCUUUGGAUGUGAUGGAGGAGAUGCAUGAAACCGGUCCAUUACAACCCAAACAUUUAAGAGAAGCAGUACGACGAAUCCGAAUUCAAGGAGGUAUUCCAAACAGUAGACCUACUUUUAAACCCCAUAUACGCUUAUAAUAAUGUUAUCAAGAAAUGUUUAUAUGUAACAAAAAUAAAAUUGCCUUUUUUUAUCUCUA
Messenger RNA from Onthophagus taurus, 782 nucleotides. It is a transcript of the gene Taf11, whose product is annotated as TATA-box binding protein associated factor 11. Gene Ontology annotation, cellular component: transcription factor TFIID complex; nucleus. The record is from RefSeq and is a predicted model, not a curated record. Gene Ontology annotation, biological process: transcription initiation at RNA polymerase II promoter; RNA polymerase II preinitiation complex assembly. NCBI's taxonomy places the organism in Eukaryota, Metazoa, Arthropoda, Insecta, Coleoptera, Scarabaeidae. Gene Ontology annotation, molecular function: protein heterodimerization activity; RNA polymerase II general transcription initiation factor activity.